This is a messenger RNA of Knipowitschia caucasica, 924 nucleotides long. NCBI's taxonomy places the organism in Eukaryota, Metazoa, Chordata, Actinopteri, Gobiiformes, Gobiidae. The record is from the annotation of a GenBank genome assembly.
AUGUUUACCAAAGACAUCAUCAGACAGAUGACCAAACCCCCUGACUGCAGUCCGCAGAUCGGGGCGGAGCUCAACGUGGGCGGAGUCAAACGUUUGACUCCGCCCACGUUGAGCUCCGCCGAGCGGGAGCUAGGCAUUGAGGACUGUGCGUAUGACAGAGAAGGAGAAGAAGCAGAGGAGAAGAAGAGCGAAGUAGCUGGCAGAAUGGAGAGACACAUCAGCAUACUGAUCAAUGUUACUUCUGCUUACUCUUUGCACAGACACAUUGCUCACAGCCUGUCUCCUGGCCCCUGGAGGGAGCUUGGCGUGAAUGAUGUUCAGGGCCUAACAAAGCAAGGGUGCUCCAACAACUGUGGCGUGUUUGUUUUGAUGUACACGCUGUACAUUGUAAUGGGGGCCAAUUGUGACUUCAGAGAGGAAAACAUGCUGCAAAUUAGGAGAUGGUGGUGUCUUGUCCUCCUACAGAACUUCCCCAUGCCGUCUAAGGAAACCAGAUUGCAGGAAAGAAAAAGACGGAGAAAGCAAAAAGGAAAACAGGAUCUGGAAGUGGUCCCUCCAAAAAGUAUUCGGCUUUCAGAAUCUGUCUCUGAAGCAUCAGCAAAGGCUGAGAGCUUGCCGGAAGUGGGAACUGGGAACGGAGAGGAUUCCCUGCUUAUGGACACCUUAACGGCAGCAAGGUGGUGUGGCACAAGAUCCUUCAAGGGAAAACUUUACCUUCCCCAGGUCAUCACCAUGAACAAGGAAGAUUCCUUGAGGGCAGUGGAAAUGCUGCGCAUGUGUGAUGGCCUGGAUGAAGAGUAUAAAGAAGACCUCAGUGAACCGUUCAUGUUCAUGUUUAGUUUGCAGGCAGACUAUGAGGAGUUCUGCAAGGAAAUGAUGGACAAAAGGCAGCUGCAGGUGUUUUCCGGCUUUGAAAUGAGAUAA